CAUCCUUUUUUUCUGUAAUUCCUCAGGCAGCAGUUCCUGUCCAAAGAUCCUUAUCGUUUCAUCUCCUUGCCCCCCAAGCAAGACAGACACAUCAGUUAAUGAGAAUGUAUGUGAUGAGGCUCAGGGAAUAAAUGGAAAAGCACCAGUUAAAGCGUCCGCCUAUCCAGCUGCACGUCCAAAGCCACAAGUGCCUCCAAAACCAUUACAUCUGCAGAAUUCACCUUCAUCCAAUCAAUUCCAGACCCCCAAGCUUAAAACUUUACCCAGUAUAAAACCAGGGAUGGAGGAAGUUAAGCCUGCCCCUGCUUUUAUCUCAAAAGAAAAGCCCAGCAAAGUAUCGGAUCUCAUCAGCCGCUUUGAAGGAGGCAGCUCAUCAUCCAAUUCUUCUGACAUGAAGAAGGAACCUUCUGUUAGUCAAACCGUUUCUAAAGCUCAAGGAAGACAUGGAUUGGCAACAGCCCUUCAGCCAAAACUCCUAUCUCAGCAUCCACUACAGAAGCAGGAAAUCAAUACAGACCAAACUCAGGAUGUCCAGAAACACACGGCCAAUGGUGUGAUUGGAGCACAAAAAGAGAUGGAAUGUGAAGACAAUAAAUUUCCCACUGUUAGCCCUGAUACUUCUAAUCAGACUUUGGAACCAUCCCUUCAGAAUAGCUUAGCGAAUGGAGAAAAGGACAGAACAGCUUCCGAUUCCUCCUUCCCCACGACAAAUAUCUGCGAAGGAAGUGCUAUAAGGAGUUGUUGCAGGACUUCUAGUCAGAACCCCUUACUUUUGUUGGAGAAGGAACACGUGGAAAUGAAAUCUGCUCCAGAAGAAGAAAGAGAUGAAGAAAGUCCACUUGAACUUGAGAAGCAGGAUCCAUGCAUAGAAACCAAGGAGACAGAUGAACAGAAACUUCACAAAAUUGCCACUGAACUCUUGUUUACAGAAAGAGCCUAUGUUAAUCGACUUGACCUUUUAGACAAGAUAUUUUAUUGCCAACUUUUAGAAGAAGCUAAUCGAGGCUCAUUUCCAGCUGAGAUGGUGAACAAGAUAUUUUCCAAUAUUUCAUCAAUAAAUGCAUUCCACAGUAAAUUCCUUUUGCCAGAGCUGGAGAAACGAAUGCAAGAAUGGGAAACAACUCCUAGGAUUGGGGACAUCCUCCAGAAGCUGGCUCCUUUCCUCAAAAUGUAUGGAGAGUAUGUGAAAGGCUUUGAUCAUGCAAUGGAAUUAGUUAAAAACAUGACCGAACGGAUAGCCCAGUUUAAAUCAGUAGUUGAAGAAAUUCAGAAACAAAAGAUCUGUGGGAAUUUGACACUACAACAUCACAUGCUAGAACCUGUCCAGCGAAUCCCCCGCUACGAGCUGCUCGUGAAGGACUAUCUAAGGACAUUGCCUCCUGAUUCCCCAGACUGGAAGGAUGCUAAAAAAUCACUUGAAAUUAUCUCCACUGCAGCAAGCCAUUCCAAUAGUGCAAUACGGAAAAUGGAGAAUCUUAAAAAGCUAUUAGAGGUUUAUGAAAUGUUGGGCGAAGAGGAAGACAUUGUUAAUCCCUCAAACGAGCUGAUCCGGGAAGGCCAGAUCCUUAAGCUUGCAGCUCGAAACACAUCAGCUCAGGAACGUUAUCUUUUCCUAUUCAACAACAUGUUGCUCUACUGCGUGCCAAAAUUCAGCUUGGUGGGAUCUAAAUUCUCAGUUCGAACUAGAGUGGGUAUCGAUGGGAUGAAAAUUGUAGAAACGCACAAUGAAGAAUACCCACACACCUUUCAGGUUUCUGGAAAAGAACGAACCCUGGAACUACAGGCCAGUUCUGAGCAAGACAAAGAAGAAUGGAUCAAGGCACUCCAGAAUACUAUUGAAGCUUUUCAUCAAAGGCACGAAACCUUCAGAAAUGCUAUAGCAAAAGAUAAUGACAUUCACUCGGAGGUUUCUACCGCCGAGCUUGGGAAAAGGGCCCCGAGGUGGAUCCGGGACAACGAGGUCACCAUGUGCAUGAAGUGCAGGGAGCCUUUCAACGCCCUGACCAGGAGGAGGCAUCACUGCCGAGCUUGCGGACACGUCGUCUGUUGGAAAUGUUCCGACUAUAAAGCUCAGCUUGAAUACGAUGGUGGCAAGUGGAACAAAGUUUGUAAAGACUGCUAUCAGAUAAUAACUGGAUGCACAGACAGUGAAGAGAAGAAAAAGAAAGGAAUCUUGGAGAUUGAAUCAGCAGAGGUUUCUGGAAAUAGCGUCAUAUGCAGCUUUCUCCAUUAUAUGGAAAAGUCUAAGCCCUGGCAGAAAGCGUGGUGUGUGAUCCCUAAACAAGAAGCUCUCGUGCUCUACAUGUAUGGAGCCCCACAGGACGUCAGAGCUCAAGCAACCAUUCCGCUCCUGGGCUACAUGGUGGACGACACACCGAAGAGUGCUGAUCUCCCUCACAGCUUCAAACUGACCCAGUCCAAGUCUGUGCAUAGCUUUUCUGCAGACAGUGAAGAAAUGAAACAGAAAUGGUUGAAAAUCAUCCACUUGGCUGUCAAAGGUGAGACCCCGGAGUAUCCGAGUGAACUGCAAGUCACUGUAAAUGAGCCUCCUGGACUGACGAGAAAACCAGAGUGCUGAGUUCCAGGUUCCCGCUGCAGACUUCUCAGAGAACUCUAGGUGUGCUGUGGCAGCGGUGGGGUCACGGGACGAGCAAGCCAAGAGGAGAAGCGCUCCUGGAGACGACACAUCCCCAGCAACCCGACACCUUUUAGCACUUUACGUUGAAAAUACAGGUUCAUGAGGAAAUCGUGGGGGCGGGGGCAGAAACAGACUAUUUUCCUAAACUUCUGU
Molecule: messenger RNA, 2791 nt
Organism: Gracilinanus agilis (Agile Gracile Mouse Opossum)
Lineage: Eukaryota; Metazoa; Chordata; Mammalia; Didelphimorphia; Didelphidae
Gene: FGD4
Product: FYVE, RhoGEF and PH domain containing 4
Exons: 16
Coding region: 281-2578 (765 amino acids)
Biological process (GO): filopodium assembly; cytoskeleton organization
Cellular component (GO): cytoplasm
Molecular function (GO): metal ion binding; guanyl-nucleotide exchange factor activity
Source: RefSeq, a predicted model, not a curated record